AUGGCUGAAUAUUGGAAAUCAACACCAAAAUACUGGUGCAAGCACUGUCAAAUCUACAUUCGCGACACCACAUUCGAAAAAACCCAACACGAAGCCACAGGCAAACACCAAGGAAACCUCAAGCGCUUCCUCCGAGACAUUCACCGCAACAAGGAACGCGAAGAAAGAGACAGCCAACGAACCAAAAAUGAAGUAGAGAGACUUCGAAACCUAGUGGGAGGAAAACCAGCUGGAGGAGAUGCGACACGAAACCGGCCUUCAGGAGCAGCAGCCCCAACAAACAACGGGCCAAGGCAAGCAAGCGCAGAAGAACGAAAGAAGCAAAUAGCGCAAUUAGCUGAAAUGGGCGUUGCGGUUCCGGAAGAAUAUAGAAGAGAAAUGGCACUUGCGGGAGACUGGGAGACGAUAUCGGUACGGAGGAUAACACCGGCCGAGCCUGGCAAGGACGACGCAGAAGCCAAAUUAAAUAUCGGCGUGCGGAAGCGAAAAUUGGAGAAUGAGGAAGAUGAAGAAGAGGCUCAAAUGAUCGCUCAACCUAGACAUAAAGGAUGGGGCAACACGACCCGAGAUUAUCCUGGAGCUGUCGGUGGUGAUGAUGAUGAUCUGGACGCACUUCUUAUGAAUACUACUACAGUCAAGAAGACAGAUGAUUCUGACUCGAAGAGGACAUUACAAUCAUUAAAGGCAGAGAACGAGGCAGAACUGGGGAAUGUUGAGAAAACGGAGAAAGAUCCGGACGACUCAGACCCGACCAAGAUAUUGAAAAAGGAGGAACCUGGCACAAAACAGUCGGUUGAGGCACCCCUACCACUAGCGAGUGAUCCUCCUGUGGUUUUCAAAAAACGUAAAAAUAAAGCUCCAAGACAAUGA
Molecule: messenger RNA, 870 nt
Organism: Talaromyces marneffei
Lineage: Eukaryota; Fungi; Ascomycota; Eurotiomycetes; Eurotiales; Trichocomaceae
Exons: 2
Coding region: 1-870 (289 amino acids)
Biological process (GO): mRNA splicing, via spliceosome
Cellular component (GO): precatalytic spliceosome
Molecular function (GO): RNA binding; zinc ion binding
Source: RefSeq, a predicted model, not a curated record